CAUACAUACAUACAUUGUUGCAUAAAACCAUUAUUAUGGUUGUCACUGGGGGCUAAUGAUGCUUGAUGCCCAUGUUAUUUAUAGGGAAGAAAGACACAAAUAUAGGGAGCCCUCCAUUUUUUUCCACUUAAAUGUGUUGGCCAAGUCCAUUCUUUCCAUGGGUGUAAUUAUCAAAAUAAACCAAUAGAUAAACAUUAUAUGCUUAGCUGGCAUGCUACCACCAAUGCCCAUACACCUUAUAAAUCCAAACUUUAAGUUUUUUUUUUUUGUUUGUUUUUUUAGAUCAUGAAUACAAUAUAUUGUAACAUGGUUUUUGAGAGGUAGGACUUGGAUAACAGCUAGGUGGAAAAACCAUCAAGGAGACCUUAACUCUCGCUUAUGGAAUGGCGAAGACAUACUGAUUACACCUUUAUGCCCCUUUGGCCAACUAUGCUUCCAGAACCACGGGGUUAACAGCACAUAUAUUGUCUAAUCUAUGAAUCCCUUCGAUUUAUGAAAACUGUUUUCUCACAUCUCUUGCAAUGAGAAGGGCUUUUCAGCUCUGUUUUGGCCCUCUAUCCCUAACCUUGAUGGUUAUUUUGCAUUGUAAAAAAAAACCCGGUACUUGAAAUUUUAUUUACUUUGUCUUAUUAAAUGCUACAAAACAUUCUAAAAUAAAAAUGCCUUUUGCAUAUUAAAACUAAUAAAAUAAAACAAACAAACAACAUAUCUUGCAGUCAGUUACAAUACAUCUCAUGCUGUAUUUAGUUUCUAUUGCAGUGUUAAAUGAAUUGCAGUCACGUUAUCAAAUCCAUUAUAGCAAUUACAGACUCAAAUCCAACGUCUGCUAGUAAUUUGCUUGGGCUACAUUCUUUUCAAACAAUGGUUGUUCAAUACUUUCCGUUUAAGUAAAUUACAUUUUCUAUUAUUGAGUGAAUGGAUUGUGUUUAUUUCUCUGUUUCAGUUUAGAUUUUGUAUUGAAGUCAAAAUCCCCCAGAGAAAUAGUAAUAAAUGGCUUAAGUCUUCCCAGGUUUCUAGGAGAUUUAAUUAUCAGGUGCACAUGCAGUGUCUUUCCAUUACUCAGUCCCAUGAUGAUACCAUAUUGCUUGCACGGUAGCAGGACUGAAUGCAGCCAGAGGAACCUGUGUUAACAGUUUUUUUUACAGUUCUAGCGAUUUCUCUGACUUGUGUGAGAGGAUAUUCAGUAUGACCAUAAUCAAAGACCUCUUUGGAUGCUACUUGAUAUUGUAAAAUUGACAGAAUCCUCAAGCAAGCUUCACUGAGGAAAGCAUGGAGCUUCCGGCAAACAGUGUCAGGAUAAUUGCCUGCUGCAUCCUAAUCUUUGUGAGCUUUUUUGGAAACACCAUACUGAUUUACUGUACCUGGAGAUGCAUCAAGAGACGUCUGCCAAUUUCCUUUGCUCUUAUUUUCAGUCUUGCAGUUGCGCAUUUAGUCAAGAACUUGGUGGUCAAUACUAUAAAUAUAUUAUAUAGUGCUGGAAUUCGCUCUACUUCUCUUGCGUGCAAAAUUGGCAUUUUUGCUGGGUCAGUGGGCACAACAUUGGAGAUUUGGUUUACUCUGUAUUUAGCCAUAUUGUAUUGCUUUAAACUCAGUUGCGUUGUCCAUCCACUACGAGCACUUCCAAAUCGCAAGUGGCGCAGAUUUCACUUAAUGAUGGUUUUUGCUCUCUGGAUUACUGCAGUUGCACUUUGCUGUCCAUAUCUGGUAUACGGGGAGAACGUGGAAAAUGAAGUACCACUGAAUUUUUCAAACUUCUUUCAUCACAACUGUCUCAAUGUGGAAUGUGGUAUUUUAUUUACAGAUGAUACUGUGAAACUGUCUUAUGAGCAAAUUUUGAUGGUUCUCAUUGACUUGCUCCCUUUGGCCAUUUUACUCAUGGUCAGUUUUCGAAUUGUACUUUUUCUUUUUGAGCGACAAAAUUCUACUUAUGGAAAUAUUUGGCUUGGCCAUAAUGCAGAGGUAAUAAGAGCAUCAAAAUUGAUAAUACUCUUGAUGACCCUGGUCACCUCCCUAUGGAUUUCACAUUUUAUUCUUGUCUAUUUUCUAAAAUAUAUGACUUCCUUGUCCUUCUCUACAACAGUUCUUGCUGUUUUAUUUUCUGGAUAUUCAAGUCUUAGUCCAUACUUGCUUAUGUUAAUUAAUUACAAGAUAAGAAUAAGGCUCAGAUCAAUGAGCUCCUUCUGCUGUACAAUUACACAAAAGAGCAAGCCUUUGGACUCUGAAAAAUCCUUGCCAAACAAUUCUGCCGUCAAAAACUGAGGAACAUGUCUUCAUAUUAAGAUCUCAAAUUUUAAAAACCGAAAAGGCCAGCCUGGGUUACUAAUUGCUAUACUGCAUUAUAAUGUGCAUUGACAGCGUGAUACCAUAUUGACUAUUUGAAUUUUCCUUGUACCAUUGUGAUCACACAAAAGCACAUAUUACCAGGCACAAAGCAUGCGGGCACCAUCUGCUUUUAUUUCUCUUGCACCAUUUAAAAACUUACAAAAGAGUUUUUGGAGCUGUAAUAGGUCUCCAGUUGUCUGUGUAUAAAAGCCUUCUUUAAGUUCAGAAAGACUGUAGAGUUUUGUGACCUACUUUCUAUGGUAAUUUUUUACCAUAUUUUCAAGGCACAAAAGGCUUAUAUUAUAAUAAUAAAAUUAUAUUUUAUUAUUUGGCAAGUUAUUGGAUUUUCCUAGGUGAAGUGUUUGCUUCUGUCUAGCCUUGCUUGUUAGCCUUAAUUGUGCUAGUGAAAACUGGAUCAUUUAUUGGAUGUGAUAUGUUUUAUUGGACUUUCAUUAAAAUUAUUUGCAGGCACUUUAUAAUAACUUCUGAAGUCACAAAGAUCUGAUUUAUAUAAAGCACUAUGUGGUCUUUUCUAAAUGUAGAACUCAGCUGAAUUGAAAGGUGAAUGCAACUCACUGUAGACCACAGUACAUAAGAAUUUAAUCUGGCCCUUUGUCUCAUGGAGAGAUACCAUAAAUCAAUGCCAUUUUAGGAUUCCUAGCAGAACUGGAUAGAUUUAUAGUGGUCUUUCAAUCCAUAAUUGGAAGCAGUGAAAUGUCCGAUUAUUGGCAUCAGUUUAUAUGAGACAAUAUGGCACAGCAGCUAUGAAGGGAUUCUGGGAAGUGUGAUAAUUAAGGUUGCAGAACCUUGCUUAUAAUGAAGUGCAAGAGAUAUGGAAAUAUAUGAUGAGAUAUGAUAUAUUUGCAACAAGCAACAUUUAUGGAACCAAAGAAACAGCUCUUGAACUUUCUGAUCUAAGAGUUUUUUUACAACUGAAUAAGUAUUCCAUUAACUAGGAUCAGGCUAAAAAAUAUUGGGGGGGAGUGCAGGAAGGCUGGAGGAGAUACUUACCUUAAUCAGGUCUGUCCAACCUUCACCCCUGCAGCUGUUCAGCUACAAAUCCCACAUCCCAAUAGUAGUUCAACAACAGCCAGAGGCCAGCAGAUCUCUGAAGGUUGGAGAUCUCUGAUUUACAGAUAGAGAAAACUGUCUUUUCCAUUUAAAAAAAAUCAUCAACUUUCUUACAAAUGCUGUGAUAUAUUGUGCUGUGGCAUGAUUCAUGUCAUAUCAAGACAAAGUCUUCUACAUGAGUAUAUACUAAGGGGGUUAUUUACUAAGCUCCGUAUACCCGAAA
This is a messenger RNA of Xenopus laevis (African clawed frog), 3616 nucleotides long. It is a transcript of the gene ancv1r.S, whose product is annotated as taste receptor type 2 member 1-like. Lineage: Eukaryota; Metazoa; Chordata; Amphibia; Anura; Pipidae. The record is from RefSeq and is a predicted model, not a curated record. The transcript has a single exon. The coding region runs from base 1270 to 2259 and encodes 329 amino acids.